Phragmites australis (common reed) is the source of this 998-nucleotide messenger RNA. Its product is annotated as ethylene-responsive transcription factor RAP2-13-like. The record is from RefSeq and is a predicted model, not a curated record. Gene Ontology annotation, molecular function: DNA binding; DNA-binding transcription factor activity. The coding region runs from base 8 to 877 and encodes 289 amino acids. The transcript has a single exon. Gene Ontology annotation, biological process: regulation of DNA-templated transcription. NCBI's taxonomy places the organism in Eukaryota, Viridiplantae, Streptophyta, Magnoliopsida, Poales, Poaceae.
CACAGCCAUGGAUCGCCAAUGGCGUCGCCUUCAUGCCGCUGCUGCUACUACCAGUAAGCUUCCUGCCUCGUCACCGCCACUAGGCGCCGUGGAGUACAGAGCGCUAAUCCACGCACUAGCCACCCCUGCACAAGCUGCUCCGGCAGUGCCAUUCAUGGUGGACACCGAGCAGAGCACGGCCAUUGUUCUUGGCGCCAGCAACUACUACCACCUGAUCACGCCGGCACCGGCGGCUUACUACUACCGCGUCGGCGGCCGUGUUGGCCCAGCGCCGCGCGCAAUGAAGCGGUGCUACGGCCUGGCGUCGCCGGCGGCGCCGAGGACGAGGCUGUACCGCGGCGUGCGGCAGCGGCACUGGGGCAAGUGGGUGGCGGAGAUCCGGCUGCCGCGCAACCGGACAAGGCUGUGGCUCGGCACGUACGACACCGCCGAGGAGGCCGCGCUGGCCUACGACGGCGCCGCGUUUCAGCUGCGCGGUGACGCCGCGCGCCUCAACUUCCCCGAGCUCAGGCGCGGCGGUCGGAACCUCGCGCCGCCGCUCCACCCGACCGUGGAUGCCAAGCUCAACGCCGUGACGUCCGCGCCGGCGCCGGCGCCCGCCUCGCCCCCACCCGAGAACGCGGACAUCAGGAACGAGUGCGGCUGCUGCUCCGCCUCGGAGACCUCGACGACUACUAUGACAGCCGCCGACGGCGCGGACGCCUCGUCGACCGGGUCGUCGUCUGAGCAGGCGGCACCGCUUCUCGAGAUGCAGCAGACACCGCUUCUCGAGAUGCAGCAGCUGGACUUCUCGGAGGCGCCGUGGGACGAGGCCGACGGCGUCGGGCUGCGCAAAUACCCGUCGUUGGAGAUCGACUGGGACGCCAUCCUCUCCUGAUUAUUUCCUGAUCAUGCGACACUAUGAGAUCUAACCAGCAUAACAACAGAAAUGGCAAGUGGCUGCUAAACGAUGCCAUUUCUGCGUUUGUGGUGCAGGAAGCUUCAAUCGCAUCGAAUCG